GGGCACUGCACAGUACAGGUGCACUUAUACACAUGCAAGAAUAACACUCAUAAAAAUAUUUUAAAAAGAAAUAACCACGAAGGUACCAAAUUAAAGGAGCAACCUGUAGUUAGUCACUUUACAGGUGGGAUAUGGAAGGGAGAGAAAUAGGAAAGCCAUUUAGAAGAUUAAAGGAACAAUACACUACAGGAAAGUGCCUUGGUAACAUAGUGGAUACGCUUGGAUUGGGUUGCCAUUGACCAAACUCACCGAUCUGUAGCAAAUGCCCCAUUUCCAAGCCUUAGGUUUUUUUGAUUUGAAGUGUGAGGACUGACAUGCCUUCACCCAAAGACUGAGUCAAAAUACAGGAUUUCUCUAGAGGUGGAGACAGCUCUGCCAUGCCAGGUGAAUGGGUGUUUUGAAUUUCUCAGGCUUGUAUAAAUUAGAAAGUACAGCUCUGGGCCUCUAGUCUGGGGAGGAUGAGGAAAGGGUACAGUGAGUAAUCCAGCAAUUAAAUGGGAAUAAUAAAGGAAUUACUUUGUAUUUCAUGAGAAAGGUAUUUUUAUCUCCAAUUAACAGUUGAAUUAACUAGAGCAAAAGAUUUCAGGUAUAAACCAAGGUCUGUCUAAAUCUAAAACUUGAGCUUUUCCAACUACAUUCCUGUUUCUGACCUGUGAAACUAUUUUAAUCCCAACUGAUUUUGGCCUGAGACUGUUCUGAACUUUGUUUCUGGUGUUUAUGAAGUACCUUCCCAAACCUGAUCAUCUCAUCAGAGAAAGACAUUAGAUUUGCUAAGAUGGAGGAGAAAAUGAAGGCUGUUUUGAAGUGGAAAGACACUAGUGUAUCUCUUUGUCUUUUUGGGUAGAAGGCAGGGUUAUCUGCGCAGAGAAAGUGCAGUCUAGUUGCAAACUGGACAUGUACAAGUUCAGCCACUGAGGAUGGCAGUGCUGACAGUGGAAAGGUAAGAGCAACUUCAAAACCAGGAGUGGAGGCAGUGUGACAUGGAGAGUGGGUUCAGGUGGAUCAAGGACUUGCAUUUAAGGAUGAAGUGGUUGGCGAAAUGCUCCAACUUGAUGCACACAACCCAUGUUCAGCUGUGGGAAAUCACAGAAAAGACCACAUAUAAUGAUGAGAUUGAAGAAGGCAGGCAAAGAAAGCAGGAGGUGAGGUAAGUUGUCAUCUGAGGCACACACAAGAAUUCAGUAAGGGGGAAGAAUUGGGAUAUUUAAAAUAAAGGCACAUAGGUACAGGAACAGGAAUGAUCCACAGGGGCAAUUCUUCCAUUUUUACCUCCACUCUUACCACACAUCUACAAAAAGUUACUAAACACAACUGUUUCUUUUGAUUGGGUUAUUGAGAAGUAUUAGAUACAAACCUAGGAAUUUAAAAUUUCUGCACAAAACAAAGGAUUACACAAUUUGGGAUAUAUAUACACAAACACUUCUAAAGAUAUUCAAUAAAAGUUGACAAAAGGUCACAGUUCAGAAGGGCCCAUAUGCCAGUGGGCUGUCCCUUUUGAAACACAGGUGACUGAAACUGUUGGACUUGGGACUGUCAGCUCUGGUGAGGAUUUCUGCUCCAAAGUUGUAUAUUAGGCUCUCUGGAGUGUUUAGUAUGAGGAAAACAGGAAGUUACAUCCAUCACAUCUUUUGCCCCAUGAUGAACUAAUUUAAAAAAAAUCCUGCCUCGCUCCUUUUCGGAUUUACAUGGCAGAUACGAGCCAGGGAGUUAAAGCCUCUAAGUCCACUCUUUCCCCAGCCUCUAACCCGUGGCUAGCUACACUGCCAAUAUUUACAUCUGAUUUGAAUAUUACCAACACCCAACCAGGGCAGCUGAUUUUUUCCCGUAAAUGAGUGUAAUUAGGUUUGACCAAAUACCAAAACGAUAUUUCAUGACAUCCCUGGGUGGAAUCACAAACUCCAAUUCAAUCAAACCUUACGGAGACUAAAAGUGAAUUUCUGUCAAAAGUUGCCAAAAGAGAAUUGGUUGCAGGAUCUGGGGGACGGCAGGGGAGCCUAGUUCAGUUUUGAGAAAGUGCCCUUUGGGAGACACGCACUUGUGGGCAUAAGUUCUAGGGUGGGAGAGGGUCGGGAGUCGGCUGGAGUCUGCGCUGAUUUGGGGGUGACUCUCAGGCGGUCGCGGGGUCCAGCAGACACAGGGCUGGGAGCACCUGGGUCCCCGGUCAGCCCCGGCCCCCCUCCCCCGGCUGCUUCCGGAAGUUUCUCCACAGGCCCGAGCCCCCACCUACGGUCCGAAGUGGCGGGAAGCCGGGACUCCCGAGGCCGCCUCGGGCGAGGGAGGCGGUGAAACCAGGCGAAGGGUCCAGCACGCCGGGCGGCCCGACUCAGCGUUCGGGGAGCGGCGCGGAGCCACGGCUAGGAGGUCUGCCUGCAAUGAAUGAGAUUUCUCUCUGUACACUUAAAGGACAUUCUUUCUGAGCUGCUGUGAAUAAAUUUGGAAUGAUACUGUGUAUUUUCAACUAAUGGAGAAUUAGCUGUGUCUUGAACAAGGAUUGCUGUACUGGCUGACUUCAGAACAUUACUCACGAUGUCCUCAAACAGGAGUCAGAAUCCCCACGGACUGAAGCAGAUUGGUCUUGACCAGAUCUGGGAUGACCUCAGAGCUGGGAUUCAGCAGGUGUACACCAGACAAAGUAUGGCAAAGUCCAGAUACAUGGAACUAUACACUCAUGUUUAUAACUACUGUACUAGUGUACACCAGUCCAAUCAAGCACGGGGGGCUGGAGUGCCUCCUUCCAAGUCAAAAAAGGGGCAGACACCUGGAGGAGCUCAGUUUGUCGGCCUGGAAUUGUACAAGCGACUUAAGGAAUUUUUGAAGAAUUACUUGACAAAUCUUCUUAAGGAUGGAGAAGAUUUGAUGGAUGAGAGUGUGCUGAAGUUCUACACUCAGCAAUGGGAAGAUUACCGAUUCUCCAGCAAAGUGCUGAAUGGAAUCUGUGCCUACCUCAAUAGACAUUGGGUUCGCCGUGAGUGUGAUGAGGGUCGGAAAGGAAUCUAUGAAAUCUACUCACUUGCAUUGGUGACAUGGAGAGAUUGUUUGUUCAGGCCGUUGAAUAAACAGGUCACAAAUGCUGUUUUAAAACUGAUUGAAAAGGAACGAAAUGGUGAAACCAUCAAUACAAGACUGAUUAGUGGAGUUGUGCAAUCUUAUGUGGAAUUGGGGCUGAAUGAAGAUGAUGCAUUUGCAAAGGGCCCUACGUUAACAGUGUAUAAAGAAUCCUUUGAAUCUCAAUUUUUGGCUGACACAGAGAGAUUUUAUACCAGAGAGAGUACUGAAUUCUUGCAGCAGAACCCAGUUACUGAAUAUAUGAAAAAGGCAGAGGCUCGUCUGCUUGAGGAGCAGCGGAGAGUUCAGGUUUACCUUCAUGAAAGCACACAGGAUGAGCUCGCAAGAAAGUGUGAGCAGGUCCUCAUCGAGAAACACUUGGAAAUUUUUCACACAGAGUUUCAGAAUUUACUGGAUGCUGACAAAAAUGAAGAUUUGGGCCGUAUGUAUAAUCUUGUAUCUAGAAUUCAAGAUGGCCUAGGAGAAUUGAAAAAACUACUAGAAACACACAUUCAUAAUCAAGGUCUUGCAGCAAUUGAGAAGUGUGGAGAAGCUGCUUUAAAUGAUCCUAAAAUGUAUGUACAGACAGUGCUGGAUGUUCAUAAAAAAUACAAUGCCCUGGUGAUGUCUGCAUUCAACAAUGAUGCUGGCUUUGUGGCUGCACUUGAUAAGGCUUGUGGUCGCUUCAUAAACAACAAUGCAGUUACCAAAAUGGCCCAGUCAUCCAGUAAAUCCCCUGAAUUGCUUGCUCGAUACUGUGACUCCUUGUUGAAGAAAAGUUCCAAGAACCCAGAAGAGGCAGAACUAGAAGACACCCUCAAUCAAGUGAUGGUUGUCUUCAAGUACAUAGAGGACAAAGAUGUGUUUCAGAAGUUCUAUGCAAAGAUGCUGGCCAAGAGACUUGUGCAUCAGAACAGCGCGAGUGACGAUGCUGAAGCAAGCAUGAUCUCCAAGUUGAAGCAAGCUUGUGGUUUUGAGUAUACCUCCAAACUUCAGCGGAUGUUUCAAGACAUUGGUGUAAGCAAAGAUUUGAAUGAACAGUUCAAGAAGCACCUAACGAAUUCGGAACCAUUGGACUUGGAUUUCAGUAUUCAGGUCCUAAGUUCUGGAUCCUGGCCCUUUCAGCAGUCUUGCACAUUUGCCUUGCCAUCUGAGUUGGAACGCAGUUACCAGCGAUUCACAGCUUUCUAUGCCAGUCGUCACAGUGGCAGAAAAUUGACCUGGUUAUAUCAACUGUCCAAAGGGGAGCUGGUCACUAACUGCUUCAAAAACAGAUACACCUUGCAGGCAUCCACGUUCCAGAUGGCAAUUCUGCUUCAGUACAACACGGAAGAUGCCUACACUGUACAGCAGUUGACCGACAGCACUCAAAUUAAAAUGGACAUUUUGGCACAAGUCCUACAGAUUUUAUUGAAGUCGAAAUUACUGGUCUUGGAAGAUGAAAAUGCAAAUGUUGAUGAGGUGGAAUUGAAGCCAGAUACCUUAAUAAAGUUGUAUCUUGGUUAUAAAAAUAAGAAAUUAAGGGUCAAUAUCAAUGUGCCAAUGAAAACUGAACAGAAACAGGAACAAGAAACCACACACAAAAAUAUUGAGGAAGACCGGAAACUCCUGAUUCAGGCGGCCAUUGUGAGAAUCAUGAAAAUGAGGAAGGUCCUGAAACACCAGCAGUUACUUGGUGAAGUCCUCACUCAGUUGUCGUCCAGGUUCAAACCACGGGUUCCAGUGAUCAAGAAAUGCAUUGACAUUCUCAUCGAGAAAGAAUACUUGGAGCGAGUCGAUGGUGAGAAGGACACUUACAGUUACUUGGCUUAACCCUUCUAGAAGGGUCUAUAUGACCCACAAGCAAAUAGCUGCAAUGGAGAAAAUGGAAACAACUGAAGUUCAUAGCAGCCAGCCUGCCGCCAUUUGGACCUCCCUUUUUAAAACUGAGACCAGGACUCCCACCAGCUGGUCUCAGAUACAGCAGAACUGCUCAGGACUGAUACUACAUUUCAAGUCUGUAAAUAUGGACACCAACGCCAUUUAACCUAACUUAAGAAAAGAGGGAACUGAACCUUCCAUGCUAAAGGCUGCAUGCUACUGCAUUUAAAUCAAUACAUUGGCUACCUGAUUAACACCUGCUGUCUGAGGCAGUGCCUAUGUUGGCAGCACUUUGAGAGCAAGUCUGAAUGGACCCACCUGUAAUCUGCUAUGAGAAACCAUUUGUAUAGUGUGUUUCAUUUUUUUAAUGUGUGAAAAUAAAGAAAAUUAAAGGAUUUCUGUACAAGUUGCAUUUGGUUUUAAGUUUUACUAAUUUCUA
Molecule: messenger RNA, 5344 nt
Organism: Nannospalax galili (Upper Galilee mountains blind mole rat)
Lineage: Eukaryota; Metazoa; Chordata; Mammalia; Rodentia; Spalacidae
Gene: Cul1
Product: cullin 1
Exons: 22
Coding region: 2527-4857 (776 amino acids)
Biological process (GO): SCF-dependent proteasomal ubiquitin-dependent protein catabolic process; protein ubiquitination
Cellular component (GO): SCF ubiquitin ligase complex
Molecular function (GO): ubiquitin protein ligase binding
Source: RefSeq, a predicted model, not a curated record